AUUGUACAGCUCGCGAGGAUGAUGAUGGUAUUGGUAGAUUGGCGUUGUGGCCUUGCGGGUCUUCGUUUCCCUCGUCGCCUGGCUAGUCGACGAGGUGUCUGUGGUUUUGUCGCUAUGGAGUCAGGCAUGGAAUUGGAACGGAACGGAGCUUAUCCUCAACCCAUCCACCCAGGUCUCACUCGGAUCGGUUGGAUCGGCGUUGGCGUCAUGGGCGCCGCCAUGGCCGCUCGCCUUUGCACCGCCGGCUACUCCGUCUCCGUGUACGCCCGCACCCCCUCCAAGGCCGAGCACCUCCGCAGUGUCGGCGCCCACUUCGUUCCCUCUCCAGCCGACGCUUCCCGCGGCGCUGAUGUCGUAUUCACCAUGGUCGGCCAUCCAUCCGAUGUCCGCGAGACCCUCCUCCACCCCGCCACCGGUGCCCUCGCCGCCCUCCCCCCUGGUGGAGUCGCGGUAGACUGCACCAGCAGCGAUCCGACCCUCGCGCGCGAGAUCGAGGCGGCGGCGGCGGCCAAGGGGUGCUGGACUGUGGACGCGCCGGUCUCGGGCGGGGACGUCGGGGCCAAGGAUGGCACGCUGGCUAUCCUCGCCGGCGGCAAUGAGGGGGUAGUUCGAUGGCUGUCGCCGCUGUUCGAGAAGCUUGGUACGGUUACGUGGAUGGGGCCGGCGGGGAGCGGGCAGAGCAGCAAGAUCGCUAACCAGAUCGCUAUCAGUGGCACCAUCCUGGGACUCAGUGAGGCAAUGGUGUUUGCGGAACGGGCCGGACUGGACGUCCCUCUGUUCUUGGACGCGGUGCGUGGUGGGGCGGCGGGGUCGAGAGCGUUGGAAAUCUUCGGGAAGAGGAUGACGAUGAGGGAUUUUGCUCCCGGCGGAUUUGCAGAGUACGUGGUGAAAGACUUAGGGAUGGGAUUGAGAAGAGGAGAGGGCGAGGGAAAGGAGGAAGCGGUGAAGGACGUGGUGUUGCCGGGGACGGCAUUGUGCCAGCAAUUGUACCUGGCGAUGGUGGCCAAUGGAGACGGGAAGAUGGGCAGCCAUGGGCUGAUCACUGUCAUCCAGAGACUCGACGGAAAGCAGCCAUAGAUGCUGCACAUGGAGGGAACACAAUCAGCAAACUCAGAGCUGAGACCUCUAUAGUAGUAAAAUAAAUGAUCCAGAGAUCAGGCAUCCAAUUUUAUGGUAAGCUUUGGAUUGCGUGCAGCUAGUCAUUAUUGUUGGACCGCAUUCCAAGUGAUCAAAGGAUAUGGGGCAGAAAACAACAAGAUUGUAGCUAUAAUUUUGCUGAUUACGUAUAUCUUCUCUUCACAUUUGCUUAUCCAAAAAUCUAACAAGGUUGCGUCUGUUAACUCGAAAACAGGGGAAUUCUUAUUUUAACCAAAAACAUGAAGCAAAUGGCCAUAAGACAUUACAUCUGACUUGGAACUUUGCAGCGCAUGAGAAUUCAGCAAAUGCAGAGUUUUUCUUUCAAAUUUCCGGUCGAUAAGCUUGACAGUAGCCAAUCUCACCUGUUCCACUGGCCAUCAUCGAAGUUCUUUGAGUAGCUCUCUUCAUCAUAGCCAAAUCUGAGUGGCUUUGAGCAGCAGAUGCCCUUGCCUUUCUUCAUCAAUCUCUUGAGAAUACUGAGCCAGUUGAUCCUCUGCCUCCUCUCGUAAUCUCCAUCUUCUUCCUCUUCCUGUCCGAGGAGGUGAAACUGGGAUUGAUCUCGCGGAACCAGGCAGCAGGAGUGAGGGUUGAUGCAGCUGCCGAGGAAGGAAGAGCCUGCUGGGGAAUCCAUGGAUCAAUUCCAGACUUGAUGCAAACGGAAGGGAUGGUACUCCAAGAUUCAAAAGAGGAUGGUUUGGAAGUAAUUACACAUGGACUUAGCUUGGCAUUCUGUGCGAGUGCCCAUAUGCAUCAAGGCUUAUUAUUAUCAUCAGCGUCUUUUUGUGCAAAGAUCAAACACUGGUGCAAUAUCAAAUUAUUGACGUGGUGGAAUGCAUACCUGCACGGCACAGGUUUCUAAAUCGCUCUCCAGGAAAAGCUUCUUCUUCAUAUUGGUAAGUAAAUCUUCCUUGAACCCCAAGCUGUUUCACUAUGGUGAUGAGAAAUUAAUCAAUUUUGGUUUACUUAGAAUCAUUUUUAGUUUGAUAAGGAUUUUCAGUGACAUUGUAAACUGUGAUAUUACCGUAAUAAUAAAGAAUAAACUGUGAUAUUACCGUAAUAAUAAAGAAGAGAAAAAGACUAAAGAGGAUGCAGAGAACAGCUAAGCAAUGCCCCAAAUAAUUUGGGUGUAAGUAUGAAGGUGCGGACCAAAGGGGACAACGUUGAUGGAUUGGAAUGGACAAGUGAUCGGCGACUUCUUCGGAAUGCUCACAAUGUCCCAAGGGACUCAUUCAAAAUCAGUCACUUUAUUUUAUUUUGGGUAAAGCUGGAAAGCUAGACAAAUUUAUAAAUUUCAUUUAUGUGAAUAUGAGCGAUCAAUGUAAUGAUUAUUUUUAAUUUUUCUAAUUGUCCUUGAAGAUCAUGCAUCUUGAAGAUUUCACUAAUAGUCUUAACAUUUUCAUAGAUAUGUAAUAGAUAGACACCAUAAUUGUUAAUAGAAAUGUCAUAACUAUGGUCUUUAAGACUCAAA
Messenger RNA from Zingiber officinale, 2605 nucleotides. RefSeq names its product probable 3-hydroxyisobutyrate dehydrogenase-like 2, mitochondrial. NCBI's taxonomy places the organism in Eukaryota, Viridiplantae, Streptophyta, Magnoliopsida, Zingiberales, Zingiberaceae. The transcript is spliced from 4 exons. The record is from RefSeq and is a predicted model, not a curated record. The coding region runs from base 19 to 1077 and encodes 352 amino acids. Gene Ontology annotation, molecular function: NADP binding; oxidoreductase activity; NAD binding.